Phragmites australis (common reed) is the source of this 1697-nucleotide messenger RNA. RefSeq lists its product as uncharacterized. Bases 119 to 1435 code for a protein of 438 amino acids. NCBI's taxonomy places the organism in Eukaryota, Viridiplantae, Streptophyta, Magnoliopsida, Poales, Poaceae. The record is from RefSeq and is a predicted model, not a curated record. The transcript has a single exon.
CUUGUCUCCCUCGCGCGUCGCCCUCGCAGUGCAUCCGUCGCCGCCAAUCCGAGCGGAUCAGAGCAAAUCCCGAGCGGAUUUCGUGAGGUGGGAGUGGAGGUGUGGUAGGAGAAGUGCCAUGGACCCGUGCCCGUUCGUGCGGGUGUUGGUCGGCAACCUCGCGCUCAGAAUGCCGGUGGCGCCGCCGGCGCCGCCGUCGGCCGGCGCCGGCUCGGGCGUCCACCCGUCGACGUCGCCGUGCUACUGCAAGAUCCGGCUCGGGAAGAUGCUGGUCCAGAACGUUCCAGCGCCGCUCGUGCUCCUCUCCGAUAGCGGCGAGCAGACGCCGGCGUCUGGCGCCCUGGCCGCGGCGUUUCAUCUGUCGAAGGCUGACUUGGAGUGCUUCAACGGGAAGCCAUCGCUCUUCUCGUCGCGAGGGGAGGCGAGUCUGAAGGUGGCGGUCUACGCCGGCCGGAAGGGGAGUACCUGUGGUGUCAGCUCCGGGCGGCUGCUGGGAAAGGCUACCAUCCCGCUCGACCUCAAGGACGCGGUGGUUAAGCCCUCGGUGCUGCGCAGCGGCUGGAUCUCGAUCGGGAAGCGCGCGGGCAAGGGCUCCCCUGCGGCCGCGGAUCUCAGCCUCACCGUCCACGCCGAGCCCGACCCGCGAUUUGUGUUCGAGUUCGACGGCGAGCCGGAGUGCAGCCCGCAGGUGCUGCAGGUGCGGGGCAGCAUGAAGCAGCCGAUGUUCACCUGCAAGUUCGGAUGCCGCAGCAAUAGCGACUUGCGGAGGCCUGGGAUGCAGCCGGAGCGCGAGGCGGCGGGGAAAGAGCGGAAGGGGUGGUCGGUGACGGUGCACGACCUGUCGGGCUCCCCCGUGGCGAUGGCGUCCAUGGUCACGCCGUUCGUGCCCUCGCCUGGGACGGACCGCGUGAGGCGUUCCAACCCGGGCGCGUGGCUCAUCCUCCGCCCCACCGGUGACGGCGCGUGGGAGCCCUGGGCCCGCCUCGAGUGCUGGCGCGAACGCGGUGGCGCCGGCGCGUCCGACAGCCUGGGCUACCACUUCGAUCUCCUCGUCCCUGGCGUGGACCACGCCGUCACCCUGGCAGAGUCUUCCAUCCCGGCAUCCAAGGGCGGCAAGUUCGCCAUCGACCUCACCGCCGCCCAGCCCCUCAGCCGGGGCGGCACGCCGGGGUGCAGCCCGAGGGGCAGCGGCGACUUCACCAACUGGCCGCUGGGCAACUACCGCGGGUUCGUCAUGUCCGCGGCGGUCCAAGGCGAGGGCCGGUGCAGCAAGCCGACGGUGGAGGUCGGGGUGUCGCAUAUCGGGUGCGCGGAGGACGCGGCGGCGUUCGUUGCUCUAGCAGCAGCCGUGGACCUGAGCAUGGACGCGUGCAGGCUCUUCUCGCACCGGCUCAGGAAGGAGCUCUCGCACCUGCAGUCCGACCUGUUCCGGUGACCCGGCCCGACGACCGGCGGCCUCCGCGAGUCACGAGCAAAUUGUACAGAAGUAGUUUGGCAGAUGUGUGCGUUAGUGCUAGUUUGUUGGAGUAGUUCGUCGAUUCCGGUGAUCGAUUAGUUGAUCAAGAUCACCUUUUUUUGUGAGCUCGAGUGUGGUGUGGUGAUUUUUUGGUUGGUUCCUUCGCUUUAGCCAUGUAGGGUGUCCUCUUUUUUGGAUCUUUAUAAUCGAGAGCAAUUUGUGAUCUAGAAAUGUGCUUUCA